AUGAAUUAAAUUUUUUUAUAAAUAACACUUAAAUAGAGUUAAUAGGUCCCAUCCUGUAUAACUUUAGAAAAUUGGGUUGAUUAAUUAAAGAACCCUGACUUUAGAGAAAAUUUGAAAAAAUGCAAUGAUUAAAAUUAAAUGAUUAAUCUAUUCCCAAUUGUAGGUUAUGGGUUAUAAAUUACAUUUAAACAACAGUUAAAUAUAUUGAAAAUUAAGGUUAAUUCGAUUUCGCAAGUAGAAAAGAUUAUAGAUUUGACAACUAUAUAAUUGGAUAAAAAAAAUUUGACAAGAGACAGGCCAAAUUGUAUAUUACCAUUAUUAAAAAAAGAAGAAAAAAAUGAAGAAUUAUUGAAAUGCUAAUUAUUUAGGAAAAAAAUGUCAUACUUAAUUACAUAAAAUCAUGAAUUUUAUGACAAAAAUUCAUAUAUUAAUUUAAUUUAAAGUACUCUGAAAUAUUUAAUAAAAGUGAAUAAUAAUUCAUAAUGGCAAUAAGAAAUGAUAUAAGAAAUAUUCGAAGUUUGUGAAUAAGUGUUUAUUGGAGAAGGCAUCUAUAAAUAUUCAAUUUAAAAUUAAGAAUUUAAAACUUCAUAGUAUUAAUUAUUAAAUGUGUUUUGUUUGUUUAAGAAAAAUGAAAUUACACCAGAAGAAAUUUAUAAUGAGUUUAUAUGGCCAAAAAUAUAAAAUUUAGGAUCUUUUUAAUUAAAUGAUGAAGGAUAGACUGGUAUAGGUAAAUUUUUUGAUUCUUUAAAUUUAAAUUAUUAAAAAAUAGAUUUUGAUGAUAUAAAUGGUAAUAUAAGAAGAUAUUUAGAUGAAAAUGAUUAUUUUUAUACAAAAUUAUUCUAUGGAUAAUUUUUAAGUAAUUUGAUAUAAUUUUUUAUUCCAAAAGAAAUGGCAAAAGAUAAAUUAAGAAAAGAAAUGUUUUUUUAAUGUUAAGAUAAAUUUGAAGAAAAUUAAUUUUAACAAUAAAAACACCUAAUUAUUAAUUUUACUUAAUCUGCAAUUUAUAAGCACUUAUUUAAUAUGCUUAUGAAUGAUUAUUAAGAGUAAAAUAAAAUUAAGUAUUUUUAAUCAUUAAAUUAAGCCAUUGAAAUAGGAAAUUACUAUUCAUUUUUAUAAAGAUAACCUAAAUAUGAAGAUUUAGCUUAAUAUUAAAAUCUGAAUACACAUUUAAGCCAUGAAAAUUCAUAUGAAAAUGGAUUAAUACUAUUUAUUUAAUACAUAGUAUAAUUACUAUUAAAAUAAAUAUCAAUUUUAGAAUUAAGAAAAACUUCAUUUGAAAGUUGGGAAUAAAUGAGAUAAUCCUAAAAAAUAAUAGAAAAAUCAACAAUAAUUUAGAAAUAUGCAAUAAUAUUUGGAAUUAAACCACAAAAUACCUAAUUAGUUGAAGAUGAAAUAUUAAAUACAAUAUCAGAAAUAUGUUGGUUAAAUUGUGAAUCUUUAAAAAUAAACUAUUAAAAAGAUGUAGAUAUAAUAAACUAUUUAAAAAUGAUUAAAAAUUAUCCUUAAUGUGAUAAUUUAAAAAAGUAUUUUCAUAUACAUCAAAAAUGUUUGAAUGAAAUAAGUUAAUUUUGCUUUAAAAUAAAAAGUUAAACUUAAUUAUACAAAUAUUUUGAUUACUUUGAAACAAAUGAAUUAAAUAAUAAACUUCCAAAGGAUCCUCGAAAAGCCAACAAUUUUCUUAAAAUAUAUUAAGUAUGUAAAAAUAUGGCAAAAGUUUGA
Paramecium pentaurelia is the source of this 1719-nucleotide messenger RNA. Lineage: Eukaryota; Ciliophora; Oligohymenophorea; Peniculida; Parameciidae. The record is from the annotation of a GenBank genome assembly.